AUGCGCAGCCCGCGGGCGGCAGGGAUGCGGGAGGGGAACGCGGGAGGGCGCGGAGGGGAGAACCGGACGGGGAGCGAGCCGCCGCCGCAGCUUUUCCCCGCGGCCGUGCUCACCGGCAUCACCGUCGCCUGCGUCCUCCUCUUCGUCGUCGGGAUCGUCGGCAACCUCCUGACCGUGUUGGUGGUGUCGAGGUUUCGGGACAUGAGGACCACCACCAACUUCUACCUGUCCAGCAUGGCCUUCUCCGACCUGCUCAUCUUCCUCUGCAUGCCCCUGGACCUCUUCCGCCUCUGGCAGUACCGGCCCUGGAACUUCGGGGACCUCCUCUGCAAGCUCUUCCAGUUCGUCAGCGAGAGCUGCACCUACUCCACCAUCCUCAACAUCACGGCCCUCAGCGUGGAGCGGUACGUCGCCAUCUGCUUCCCCCUCCGAGCUAAAGUGAUCAUCACCAAGGGGAAGGUCAAGCUGGUCAUCCUCUUCCUCUGGGCCGUCUCCUUCAUCAGCGCCGGACCCAUCUUCGUCUUGGUGGGGGUCGAGCACGAGAACGGCACGAACCCCCUGAGCACCAACGAGUGCCGAGCCACGGAGUACGCCGUCCGCUCGGGGCUCCUCACCAUCAUGGUCUGGACCUCCAGCAUCUUCUUCUUCCUGCCCGUGUUUUGCCUGACCGUGCUGUACAGCCUCAUCGGGAGGAAGCUCUGGAGGAGAAAGAGAAAGAACAUCGGUCCAAACGCUGUCAUCAGGGAUAAGAACAACAAGCAAACCGUGAAAAUGUUAGUUGUGGUGGUAUUUGCUUUCAUACUCUGCUGGUUGCCUUUUCACGUAGGACGAUAUUUAUUUUCCAAAUCCUUUGAAGCUGGAUCCUUGGAGAUAGCAGUGAUCAGCCAGUACUGCAACCUGGUGUCCUUUGUCCUCUUCUACCUUAGCGCAGCCAUCAACCCCAUCCUCUACAACAUCAUGUCCAAGAAGUACCGAGUCGCCGCUUGCCAGCUGUUUGGACUCAAACCCCUUCCAAAGAAAAGACUCUCCAGCACAAAGCAAGAAAGUUUGCGCGUUUGGACAGAACCCAGCGUUACUACAUGACACGCGAUUUCCAGCGCCGGAGCAUCACUUCCCCGGAAUUCCCAGAAAGCCAUAAUGAAAGAGAGAGAGGGCAAGAAAUACAAACAGAAAUGUUAAAGCUGUACUUUUGUCAUCAUCUGGAUUUGCUGAAAGAUGUCAUGUAGGCAGUUAAAGAUUUAAAAAGAAAAAAAAAAAAACAACUAAACUUUGAGACUAUAGGAGGAGAGACACGGUCACAGAAUUUGGCAACACUCAAGUAUUAUUUCUCUGCUGCUUUUGCCCAUGUGAUUUUUUAGCACUGACUUUAGCAGGAGAGCUAGGCUUUACCAGUCUUAACAGGCAACCGUAGCCCAGUUCACUUGCGAGUUCGUGUGACUUCAGUAGCAGCUAAUUCGAGCCAAAUUUUUCCAGCGUUGACUUCAGUUUUGCUAAGGUUUUUGUUAGCAUAUAACCAGGCUGUAGAGAGAAAAUUGAAUUGCCUUUUCAGAGUAGUGAACAUAGAAUUUGAUACACUUUUCAUAUCCUGAUUUUUAAAUAAACUAACAUUUUUCUCUGAAUGAGGAAAAGUGAUUUCUUAAAAAAGAAAAGGAGAAAGAAAACAGAUAAUUUUUAAACAUGCUAAAAAUAAACUACCUUCAUGUCAUGUCUGAGUAGAAAGGAAAUGAAAAAAAAUACUUUCACAGAAGUGGCUUCGAACAUGACUGUACUGAAGUAUUUUUUUAAAGAUAUAUCAGCGGGACAAGGACAGUGCCGACUUCAGGACCGCAGUGAUGCUAUAAAAAUAUGGAAUGUAAUCUCCCACCAAAGUCAUAUUUUUUUUUUUUUACUAGCUACAUCAUCCGUACUUGUUCUGUUCAGCUUGACUGUGAACGACUCAAUGUGUUUGAACUUGGAAGCUUUUCGUUGUUUUGAUAUUUGUAACGAGUCCGUGGCUACCUGUCCCUAUGCUGCGCACCACCGUACCCCCCAGAUUUGCCGAGGACGGGUCUCCUGCCUGUAAACCACCGCUUGUUUCUAUUUAAAGCACAUCAGCUGGUUACCAGUACCACGUCGCCCCAUAAAACCCAGCGUGCGGCUGUACUAGUUUGCUGCAGUAUUCAGUCGAGAACGUUUUUUAACCAACGUGACCUGACGAAGUAAUAGAAAAAUCUGCAUUAGAAGACACAGGCAGACACAUUCUCAUACUUGAUCCAUAAAAAUCUUAAAUUCAAUUGAUUUUUAUAACUCAAGUAUGCCGUUAAAAGGCAAACCAGAAAGCUUUCUAUCCUUUAUGCGAGUAAGUAUGUCUUAUAUUGCACCUAUUGUCACACCAACACGUAGCUUUUUGUGGCCCAGCUAAUAGAGCUUCGGAGCGUGCAUGUGCAAUAGCAGCUUUCUAUUUAUUUUGUUCUAGUAUUUAUUACCAGCUGGUCCACAACUGAUUCUCCAUAAUGAAUUGUCUGUUCGCAAAAGUCCUACCGCCUUCAAACUCCUGUUAACGCCGAUGGGCCGUUUUCCGCCCGUUACACCUUUAGCUGACGGUGCUGCCCAGGCAUAACUCAAAAGAGAAUUUGGCCUUUUCUGUCUAUACGGUGUCUUUUAUGCCAUGCAGUGCUUUGCUGGGGCCAGGCGGCCGAGCGCUGCUCCUCGCGGCACCCGAGCCCGUCUCGCUCCCCGCUCCAGCGCUCGCAGCGAGCGCGGGUUUGCUAUACGCGAACCUCUAAAUUAAGGGACAAACGAGCGGUAGGGCUAUAGGAUCAUCAUCUCCCGUUCCGCCUCUAACCUCGUCCGCCUCGUCAUCCAUUUUGUUCUCUCGCUCAUUGACCGACGAACAGAGCUGAUGGCAGACGUCACGCAACUCAGGGAAACAAGAAAUUCGGGAAUCUCGAAAAGAUUGUAAGGAUGCGAGCUCGCCAAUAACACGUCUGUGUAAACGAACCGAUCGCACACCUAGCGUCGCGUUACGUGUUUCAAAUCUCGGCUGUGUCUGUGGUAUUAAACGUGAACAGAAAAAGAAAUA
Aquila chrysaetos chrysaetos is the source of this 3061-nucleotide messenger RNA. It is a transcript of the gene GHSR, whose product is annotated as growth hormone secretagogue receptor. The coding region runs from base 1 to 1083 and encodes 360 amino acids. Gene Ontology annotation, cellular component: plasma membrane. Gene Ontology annotation, molecular function: growth hormone secretagogue receptor activity. The transcript has 2 exons. Gene Ontology annotation, biological process: G protein-coupled receptor signaling pathway; hormone-mediated signaling pathway. Lineage: Eukaryota; Metazoa; Chordata; Aves; Accipitriformes; Accipitridae. The record is from RefSeq and is a predicted model, not a curated record.